AUGUUACCACUAUCUCUAAUUCGAGUAUUAAACAAAGAUGGCCUAAUUCUUCUUAUCUCAGCUCUUUCCACUCUCAUUAUGAAUGCAGCCAUCUACUUCUAUCUAAGUCAUCUGUACCACACACUCGAAACAUCACCCACUUGUUCUUGGAUCCUACCACGUAUCUAUCUAGUCUCCCUUAAUUUAUUUCCUAUUCUAGCCAGUCUAGUCACUAUCUUCAUUGUCAGCCGUAUUAUAGUGCUUAUGUUCACCCAACCCAACCACAACUGUGCCAAUAUUGCCUGGCAUUAUGCACGCUGCUAUCUAUUAUGUUUAUGCGCAUUCGUAUCUAUUGGUCUACUUAUUCCCAUUGUCCUCCUACUCACUCUCAACUGGGUUUUCUGUUACACCAACUUCCAACAACUUCUCCUCUUCUUUACCCCGUCCCAGCACCCCAUACCACCACUCAAUAUCUAA
Messenger RNA from Nematocida homosporus, 456 nucleotides. RefSeq lists its product as uncharacterized. The coding region runs from base 1 to 456 and encodes 151 amino acids. Lineage: Eukaryota; Fungi; Microsporidia. The record is from RefSeq and is a predicted model, not a curated record. The transcript has a single exon.